AUGUACAAGUCAUUCUCCAUCAUCUCCGUCGCUGCCCUGGCUUCCCUGGCCAGCGCCACCGACCCAUGGGAAGGCAGCAAGGCAGCUUACCAAGCACCGCCCUCCAUCACAGUCGACUUCCAAGGUGCACCAGCUGAGGUAGCACACUACGUCCGCAGCAUCCCCGCCAAUGGCCAGCCCUUCUACACCAACGACCCGCUAUCGAUCUCUCACAUUGUCAGCGAUGGCUCGGUGCCGUGCACAUUCUACGGAGUGGAUGGACUGGUCCUUCCAAAAUCCACCCCGGGUCUGAUUGAUGUUGGCCCGCCUCAGACCAUCACUUAUGCUGUUUGCGGAUAUGCGCCUGGGUCUGGAUACAAGGCGAAGAGAUUCGAGGCUUAA
Messenger RNA from Cyphellophora attinorum, 381 nucleotides. RefSeq lists its product as uncharacterized. NCBI's taxonomy places the organism in Eukaryota, Fungi, Ascomycota, Eurotiomycetes, Chaetothyriales, Cyphellophoraceae. The transcript has a single exon. The coding region runs from base 1 to 381 and encodes 126 amino acids. The record is from RefSeq and is a predicted model, not a curated record.